Messenger RNA from Silurus meridionalis, 1412 nucleotides. It is a transcript of the gene efna1b, whose product is annotated as ephrin-A1b. The transcript has 5 exons. Gene Ontology annotation, biological process: axon guidance; ephrin receptor signaling pathway. The coding region runs from base 196 to 882 and encodes 228 amino acids. The record is from RefSeq and is a predicted model, not a curated record. Lineage: Eukaryota; Metazoa; Chordata; Actinopteri; Siluriformes; Siluridae. Gene Ontology annotation, cellular component: plasma membrane. Gene Ontology annotation, molecular function: ephrin receptor binding.
UGUUUAUUCCCAUCUCGCGGUAAUUUGUUGAAUAGUGUUGUUGCUGUGUUACUCCUACGACCUGUACACAACCAGGAUCCAGACAAGCGGAACCUCGCGUUUUUUUUUCAUCUCUGCAAAGUCUGUCAUUUGCCCCUUUCUCUCUUUUUAUUUUUCUUAAAAACAAAAAGACUAACUUGGUUAAGAGGCGACCCCAUGGAUUUGCUGUGGUUCGUGUGCGCGCUCCUCAGUGCCUGGUGCGUCUCCGCGGAGCGCCACAGCGUCUACUGGAACAGAACCAACCCAAACUUUGUAGACGACGAGUACACGGUGCACGUGAGCAUCAACGACUACCUGGACAUCAUCUGCCCGCACUACAAGCACGGCGAGAUCCCGUCGCAGCAGGCCGAGCGCUACGUGCUCUACAUGGUGGACAUGGAGGACUACGAUGUGUGCAAGCCGCACUCCUUCGAUCAGCUGCGCUGGGAGUGCUCCAGGCCCUUCGCUGCCCACGCGCCCGAGAAGUUCUCCGAAAAGUUCCAGCGUUUCACGCCUUUCACGCUGGGCAAGGAGUUCCGCCAAGGAGAGAGCUACUACUACAUCUCCAAGCCUUUGCACCAGCAUGGGGCCGAAUGUCUCCGGUUAAAGGUCGUUGUCGGAUCUCAUGGUUCCAAAAACCACAAGAAGACGACAGAGAAAGAGGAGGAGACGGAGGGAGGAAAGCACGGACGAACGGGCGCAGGAGGCACGCACAACCCGUCCAACAGGCUUCCUGCAGAUGAUCCUGUUGCCAUGAUUCCAGUUGUUGAAAGGAGCGUAGGCAGCUCCAGCUCUGCCGUUCACGUUAUGCCAGUCUCCUUCUUCAUCACAUUCGCGCUUGUCUUCCUCCUGCCCUUACACUGAGACCGGCUUCAGCUCCAUUGCUGAUGAACAGACUUUAUUACCGGUGCUGGUCGCUGGAUCUUAAAACACUUGUUUUUAUACACCGAUUUUUAUAUUUUAUAUAUAUAUAUAUAUAUAUAUAUAUAUAUAUAUAUAUAUAUAUAUAUAUAUAUAUAUAUAUAUAUACACACAUCAAACAAUGUGAAGCGUGGGUGCUGGUGUGUAUGUUGUUGAGUGACGUGCUUGUGUUUUUGCGAGUGACUGUGAUUUUUUGUUGUCGUUGUUCUACAUACUCUUUGUUUUUAAAGAGGAGAUUAUUACCGAACAGCUUGCCCUGUUUGCCCAUGUAUUUUUUUUUUUUCAUUAUUCUGACUGUGUCUGUGUAAAGAAUAUGUCUUUUCAUAGCAGCAACUACAAGAUACGAAUUAACUUUUAUUUAUGUUUUCGAAAUAAGUGUCAUAUAUACAGUUUAUAUAAACAAAAAGUUCCUACCACAAAGUUGAAGGCACACAGUUGUAUCUGAUGUCUUUAGAUGUGCUAGCAUAACAAUU